AUGGAGCGCGACAUCAAGAUUAAAGAAGAAGCAUUCCAUCAAGAGUUGACUCACAGUGAGCUGAGCAAUGACGAGACCAAGCAGCAGAUCGACGCCCUGGCGCGCGCUUCUGCUUCCGCGCACGACACUGCGGUCGAGCAAAUCGAUUUCGUCCGGCGGCAGCAAAGUGAAAUAGCUGCCAAGACAGCCGAGUACUUACAGCAACAGCAUGAUCAACAAUUGACCCUGCAACAGCAACUAGAGGACAUUCGGAAGCAUAUAGAAGAACAUCGUCACAUUCUUCAAGAGCAAUUUCGACUGCUGAAAGCAGCUGAAGAGGACAAGGAAGACAACUUAAGGAUUUGA
Phytophthora infestans T30-4 is the source of this 345-nucleotide messenger RNA. RefSeq lists its product as uncharacterized. Bases 1 to 345 code for a protein of 114 amino acids. Lineage: Eukaryota; Oomycota; Peronosporomycetes; Peronosporales; Peronosporaceae. The record is from RefSeq and is a predicted model, not a curated record. The transcript has a single exon.